AUGGCCGAUAAAGACACAUCCAGCACCCCCAACACCAACACCAUCUACUCCCAACCGCACCGCAACCAAACCUACUCCAGCACCAACAACCCCCCAUCCGAAGAACACCCCCGCCGAGCCCUCAAACCAGGCCUCUACGUCCCGCUCCUCGCCUUCUUCUCCCCCGAAACCGAAGAGCUCGACGAGUCCACAGUCGCUCAGCACGCCGUGCGCAUGGCCAAAGCCGGGGCCAUGGGCCUCAUCACCCAAGGCACCUACGGGGAAGCCGCACACCUCUCUCACACAGAACGGGCCCGCAUCACCCGCACCACACGCCACGCCGUCGCAGCAGCAGGAUACCCGCAACUCCCAGUAAUCGCAGGCUGCGGCGCGCCGUCCACCAGCGAGACGAUCGAGCUGUGCCAGGAUGCGUUCGAGUCGGGCGCGGACUACGCGCUCGUCCUGCCUCCUUCUACGUACAAGGCGCAGUACACGCUUCCCAGCCUAAAGGCCUAUUUCGAGGAUGUGGCUGGUGCGUCGCCCAUCCCGGUGCUGGUGUACAACUACCCCUCGAUGACGGGCGUGGACCUCGACGCUGAGACACUUGCUUCGCUGGCGGGGCAUCCGAAUCUCGUCGGGUACAAACUUACCUGUAACGACAUGGGGAAGCUGAACCGGCUCGUUGCGGCAGUGCAGCCUGCGACGGCUGCGGAGCGGGGAUCGGGGUUUAUGUGCUUCGGGGGCUCGGCGGAUGCGACGCUGCAGACGUUGGUGGGUGGUGCGUCGGGGGUGGUUGCGGGAUUGGCCAACAUUGCGCCUAAGGCGUGUGUGAGGCUGGUUGAGUUAUAUCAUUUGGGGGAGAUGGAGGAAGCGAGGAGCCUUCAGGGGGUGGUUGCGAGGGCGGAUCGAGUUGCUACGGAGGGCGGGGUGGGGGCCGUCAAGAGUGCAUUGAGAGUGUGGUUUGGUUAUGGAGGGUAUGCACGGAGGCCAUUGCGGGGGACAGAAGCAGAGGAAAAGAGGGAAAGUGGUGCAGAGGGGUUGAAGGAGGUGGUGGAGUUGGAGAAGCAGCUGUAG
Messenger RNA from Aspergillus pseudoviridinutans, 1053 nucleotides. Its product is annotated as dihydrodipicolinate synthase family protein. Bases 1 to 1053 code for a protein of 350 amino acids. The transcript has a single exon. The record is from RefSeq and is a predicted model, not a curated record. Gene Ontology annotation, molecular function: 4-hydroxy-tetrahydrodipicolinate synthase activity. NCBI's taxonomy places the organism in Eukaryota, Fungi, Ascomycota, Eurotiomycetes, Eurotiales, Aspergillaceae.